Molecule: messenger RNA, 1502 nt
Organism: Quercus lobata
Lineage: Eukaryota; Viridiplantae; Streptophyta; Magnoliopsida; Fagales; Fagaceae
Product: 3-oxo-Delta(4,5)-steroid 5-beta-reductase-like
Exons: 3
Coding region: 76-1251 (391 amino acids)
Source: RefSeq, a predicted model, not a curated record
UGCUGUCUGCUGUUCUGCCGCAGCCCAACUCCUCCUAAGUUUGAGGUCUUCUGUUGCUGUAGCCCUAAUUUCAGAAUGAGCUGGUGGUGGGCUAGAUCUGUUGGCGCUCCAAAGAAGAAAUAUGAGGAAGAUCACGAAGCACCACGAAGCUACCAAAGCGUAGGCUUAGUGAUUGGUGUGACUGGCAUUGUGGGUAACAGUUUAGCCGAAAUCUUGCCACUCUUAGAUACCCCAGGUGGGCCUUGGAAAGUUUAUGGUGUGGCACGUCGUCCACGCCCAAAUUGGAACAAAGACUAUCCUGUUGAGUAUAUCCAAUGUGAUGUCUCUGACACAAAAGAAACCCAAACCAAACUUUCCCAACUCACCGAUGUGACACAUAUUUUCUAUGUAACAUGGGCUAGUCGGCCCACCGAAGCCCAAAAUUGUGAAACCAAUGGUACUAUGUUCCGCAAUGUUCUACGAGCAGUAAUUCCCCACACGCCAAACCUCAAACACAUUUGUCUUCAAACAGGUACCAAACACUACUUAGGACCCUUCGAAACCUUUGGCAAAAUCAAACCCCAUAUUCCACCUUUUACCGAGGACAUGCCCCGUUUAAAUGUGCCCAGUUUUUAUUACACUCAAGAAGAUAUUUUGGUCGAUGAAGUUAAGAAUAAAGAGGGGUUGACUUGGUCAGUCCAUAGGCCUACUACCAUAUUUGGGUUUUCACCUUAUAGUUUGAUGAAUAUAAUUGGCACGUUUUGUGUGUAUGCGGCUAUAUGUAAGCACGAGGGGCUUACUUUGAAAUUUCCUGGAAACAAAGAUGCUUGGGAAUAUUACUAUGUGACUUCUUCAGAUGCUGAUCUUAUUGCUGAGCAACAAAUUUGGGCUGUGGUGGAUCCUAAUGCAAGGAAUGAAGCAUUUAAUUGCAACAAUGGGGAUGUGUUUAAGUGGAAGGAUCUUUGGAAGGUGUUGGCUGAACAAUUUGGGAUUGAGAAUUAUGGGUUUAUGGAGGGUGAGAGAGUUACCUUGGUAGACUUGAUGAAGGAUAAAAGUCUAGUGUGGGAUGAGAUUGUGAGAGAGAAUCAGUUGCAGCCUACAAAGUUAGAGGAAGUUGGGGUUUGGUGGUUUGCGGAUAUGAUGUUGAAGGGAGGGGAUUGGGUGGAUAGUAUGAAUAAGAGCAAGGAGCAUGGAUUCUUGGGGUUUAGGAACUCUAAGGAUUCGAUGAUUACUUGGAUAGAUAAGAUGAAAACUUACAAGAUUGUGCCUUAAAAAGAAGGAAAUGUGAAUCCUUGUUAGAUACAAUUACUUGUAAUAAUGGAUUUUUUGCUGUUGUUUGAUAAAAUAACCAUGCGAUAGAAGCAUGAUUUAAAUCCUAUUUUUUAUUUGAGUUUUUAUUGUGGAAUUUUGUGGGGGUGUGAAAAUUUGCCUAUAACCCUUUUGUCGUAAAUUUUCCUGUACUAACGUGUAUGAUAUGUACAGUAAAAUGUAUUUGCCUAAUAAAAAAAGAAAAGAUUAGUUUA